Molecule: messenger RNA, 1047 nt
Organism: Coffea arabica (coffee)
Lineage: Eukaryota; Viridiplantae; Streptophyta; Magnoliopsida; Gentianales; Rubiaceae
Source: RefSeq, a predicted model, not a curated record
GCACCUCCACUCUCCACCGGUCCCCCUGGCUUCCCCGCCGCGAUAACCCUUCUGCAUCGCCUUCUCCACCAUUUGACCCCGUGAUUUUGGCUGCUGGCGGCUCCCGGUGGUGUUGAAAAAGUGUGUUAUUGUCUUUGACGAGGUAAUGGAAAAGUGCGGCGUAUUGUUCUGAGUAGAGGAAAGCUAAAUUUUCAGUUUCAUUUUUCAAGGAAGUCGUAAUCGUGGAUUUGGUUGGACUUUUUAGUUUGCGGUGAAAAGAAGUUCACAGGUAAUUGAAAUGAAUAAGCUAAUAGAGUUCGGGAGGAAAGCGAUGUUCUAUGUUAGGGUCCUUUCGGGCUACGAGGAGCGACGAAUUCGAUCUUACCGGUUGCAGCUUGAACAACGCCUCCAAAAGGCCCAAGAAAGGAAGGAAGCUUUGAAACAGGUUCCUGAGCAAAUAAUUUUGUCUGAAGUCAAGCGAAUGGUGGAAGAUAUGCAGGCAUUGAAUAAGAAGCUUGAAGAAACGGAGGCUGCCAUUGAAGAUUAUUUCAAGCCAAUCGACAAACAGGCAGAUAUUAUCAUGAAAAUGCAGCUCGAAGGAGAAGAGAGAAAAAUGAAGGAUAUGAUGCGUGCCAUGCAACAGCAGGCUUUACUAGAGAAGGCUGAAGCCGAAAAAACUGCACAUGGUCAAACUACAGACAUAAAUCAACAAACGGAGGAGAAACAGCCUGCAAAACCAUCUCAUGCUGAACUGAGAUGAUUUGAUAUGCCUCUUUUGUAAUUUCUUUAAUAGACUUAAAAGUAAAAGUUUUUGGCCUCCUUUUUCAAAUCUCUGUCGCCUGCUUGUAUAUUUUUAUAUGAAUUGGCUGUGGUAUUUAAAAACGAAAGAAAGAGAUUUUCAUUACCCAGCUUGAAUAAUAUAGGUGCCUAUCUUGUGUACCGCUGAUGUUAGAACCCUUAAAGAACAAUUACUCAUUAGUAUGAACUGCACGUUAUUCCUCGCUUAAAAUGAUCGAUCUUGUUCAAUGUGGGAUUGAUGAAUACAAUUUCUGGUUCCUGACCUGAUUA